This is a messenger RNA of Penicillium egyptiacum, 1953 nucleotides long. The record is from the annotation of a GenBank genome assembly. NCBI's taxonomy places the organism in Eukaryota, Fungi, Ascomycota, Eurotiomycetes, Eurotiales, Aspergillaceae.
AUGGAAUCCCACGCCCAAACAGCGGAGUCUUCUCACAAACGGCCUCGGUCUCCCACCGCCGAUCAUGGCAUGUCGUCGAAAGUGCCCAAGACGCACUCGAACCACCUGCAGAUUAACUAUUUGGCACGACAGUACCCUGACAACCUACCGCUCGUCUCCGUCGAUGAUACCAUGCCUGCGAUCAUCCAUCUGCUCGGCGAAUACGACGGCGUUCUACACCGCCACGAGAGCAUCGCCGGAAACCUGGGCGCAUGUCCGCUCGGUCCGAUCUUGAUCAAACGCUUCGAGCGCCUGUUCGAUGGACCCCCGCAAGUUUUGAAAUCCCAUGGCAAAGACGGACCUACGGUGACGUGGCUCGAUGUGGUCGAAUUUGCGAAGAAUAAACCCGAGCAGUUCAAUCUGGAGAAGUCGCGUAACGGCGUGCGAGUCUGCCAGUUCUAUACCAAGCAGUGUCGCGUGGAAAUCAGCGAGGAGGAUUUCGUUUUGAUUGCUUCCGGCAUGCCGCAGAAGAUGAUCCCGCCCCAACCUAUCAUUGAGGACGAGGAAAAGGAGCUGGGCGCGCUGGAGAUUCUUGAGAAGAACUUGCAACAUAUAAUUCAGAUGGCCGAUCAAGUCUCUGCCCGAGCGAGACAGCUUAACCAUCGUUUGAAGAACCGCCGCAAUGCUAUUAUCACCCGACGAGAGAAUGAUGCUUCUCUACAUUCGCAGACCCGAAAUGUCAGCGAAAUCUGGCGCGAUGCCAACGGUCAUGGCCUAGGAAACGGGCAUGGAUCAUCUCACCCUUCUCCGUCUGGUUUCGUCGCUGUCAACACUCAUCGUCCUGAAGGCGAGCACACCGAGGAGAACCCUUUAUCAUCCCAAUUCAUGUUCUCACAAUCCAACACCGAUAAUGUCACCAUGAUCAACGGGCAAUCGAUCAAAGGCGCCUCCCCGACAACCCGGGCAGACUUGAUGAAGAGGUUUUUCACAACAGCUGACCGCCACGCCCGCGGCUACGACGACGUAACAACCCCAGCCAACCCUCAACCACUCUCUCGGCCUCGUGCCUCCGAGCCAGCAGACUACAGUCUCUACAACCCCGCGACGGUAAACGCGGUCGCUAUCCCAAACACCCCAUCAUCCCUCCUCCCGCCGCCAAAAUCAAUUCACCAAGAAAAAGACGACGGAGGCCCCUUCAAGCUAGAAAUGGUAGCCCGCAUGGAAGAGCUCCAGCGCGGCGAACGCGUAAUCCCACCCUGCGACCGCUGCCGCCGCCUCCACAUGGACUGCCUUAAGAACCUCACAGCGUGCGUUGGUUGCACAAAGAAACACGCCAAGUGCUCCUGGCGCGACGUCAAAGAAGAAGAAGUCACAGCAAUGCGGGCGGGACACACCGCAUCGACGGUAUCCCACGAGCGCCAGGACAACGACCGCACCAACGCAAACAUUACCCCACCCCAGUUUGCUAUGGGUCCACUUCCCCCGAUCUCCGCCGAGCGUGAGCAUCCCCGAGAACCGCCCUUUGAGCCAGAGGUCCACGCCUACUACUAUCAACACCGACGCGAGUCAGCUCCCUCAGCCCCGAACCUGGCUCCUGGUUCUGCAGUUCCGAUGGAGCUCCCUUCAAAUGAUAAUUCCCCGCGACGGGCAGUGAGUGAGACAGAGAAAAGGGACCGCCCUCAUAUCCCUGCUGGUCGUGUCUUGGAUCGCCCCGAGGAUGAGGAUCCCGAUGCCAAUCAGCGGCUCAGACAGGCUAUCUUGGAUACUGUGGAUCAUCACACACGUGUCGCUGCGGCUGUGCAGGAGAGGGAGCGUGGUGCGGAGCGUGGGGAACACCCAGGUAUGGGCAGUGGUGGUGUUCUUCCUGCUCCAGGCUCUGCUCCGGUUUCUGGUGCUGGCUAUGACCGAGAACGAGAACGGGAGCGGGAGCGGGAGGCUGAUCGUGAUCGUGACCGGCGUAUGGUGCAUGCGUAA